Messenger RNA from Erpetoichthys calabaricus (reedfish), 5017 nucleotides. It is a transcript of the gene sned1, whose product is annotated as sushi, nidogen and EGF-like domains 1. Gene Ontology annotation, biological process: establishment or maintenance of epithelial cell apical/basal polarity; cell-matrix adhesion; heterophilic cell-cell adhesion. Gene Ontology annotation, molecular function: protein binding; calcium ion binding. Gene Ontology annotation, cellular component: plasma membrane; protein-containing complex. Bases 311 to 4396 code for a protein of 1361 amino acids. The transcript has 31 exons. The record is from RefSeq and is a predicted model, not a curated record. NCBI's taxonomy places the organism in Eukaryota, Metazoa, Chordata, Cladistia, Polypteriformes, Polypteridae.
UGGCAGGCAUAAUAGAGCUUUUAUUGAGCCGAGUUUGGAGCUGAGCAUCAGCCACUAAGACUGGAUUGUAAAAAAAAUUAUAUAAAAAAAAAAAUACAUAUAUGUGUGUGCUUUCGGGCUGAAACGCUUUGCCUUCUUGCAAACUUUUGCUCCCUUUUAUGAAGUCUUCAUGUCAAUAGCGAGCCCUGUGUACAGCUCCCUGCCCAGUGAGGCAGCCCUGUGUCUUUAAUCUGAAUCGAGGGGGAACACUGAAGGAGCAAGCAUCGCCCGAGGAGGAACUCUCACGUCACCCCCACUCCUCCCUGCGGAUAUGAGGCUGGGGGUGACUCUGCUCUGGCUGUGGACAGCAUUCUCCCCGCUCGAGGGGGUAGUGCCCCUGGAGGACUUCUAUCCUUUUGGCAUUGAGCAUGGGGACAGUAGGACAGUAAAGCAAGAUGAUGGUGGCUCAGGUCUAUUGGAGAUAUCAGUGAAUUUCCCCUUCUUCGGGGACAGGCACUCUGGGUUAUAUGUGAACAACAAUGGCCUGGUGUCAUUCCUUCGAGAAGUGUCUCAGUUUACACCUGUGGCAUUCCCAAUCGCAGGAGACAGACGAGUGGUGGCACCUUUCUGGGCAGAUGUGGAUAACCGCCGUGCAGGGGAGGUGUUUUACCGCGAGAGUAAGGACCCUGCCAUCCUUCAGAGGACGGCUGAUGACAUCCACCAAUACUUCCCUGAAUUCCCAAUGUUCACUGCUACCUGGGCACUGAUUGCGACAUGGUACCGAGUUACAUUCUUUGGUGGUAGCUCCUUCUCUCCGGUGAACACUUUCCAAGCAGUUCUUGUCACCAAUGGCAAUGUCUCUUUCACCAUCUUCCAGUAUGAGCACAUCACCUGGACCACAGGCAUGCAUACGAGCAGUGGAGGUGACUUUGCUGGACUAGGAGGGACAGCAGCCCAGGCAGGUUUCAACGCAGGAGACGGGACUCGCUAUUUUAACAUUCCUGGCUCACGUACAGAAGAUAUAGUGGAUGUGGAAGAGACAACUAAUGUGGGGGUUCCGGGACGCUGGGUGUUUCGCAUUGAUGAUGCCCAUGUGCAAAUGGGGGGCUGCAAUGAUUCAGCCUCUGUUUGUCAAAAUCUUCGGCCCUGUAUGAAUGGAGGCCACUGUAUUGAUGACUGUAUCACCGGCAACCCCUCAUACACAUGCUCCUGUCCUUCUGGCUACACAGGCAAAAAGUGCCAGUUAGAUAUUAAUGAAUGUGAAAGCAGUCCUUGCAUGAAUGGUGGAACUUGUAUAGAAGGAGUUGGCAAUUUCACCUGCUUAUGUGAACCUGGCUAUACUGGACCAAUGUGUGAAACAGAUGUGAAUGAAUGUGAAUGCAAUCCUUGUAAAAAUGGAGGGACAUGUGUUGAAGGAGCUGGAAAUUUCUCUUGCUUGUGCAAUCCUGGCUAUAAAGGGCUUACCUGUGAGACAGAUGUUGAUGAAUGUGAAAGCAGUCCCUGUGUAAAUGAGGGAACGUGUAUUGAUGGAGUGAACCAUUUCACUUGUGUGUGCAAAGUUGGCUACACAGGGCUUACCUGUGAGACAGAAGAGAAGGAUUCCUGUUCCCAAAAGCAGUGCCAAAAUGAAGGAUCUUGCUUAGAAGUUAAUGGUACAACGACCUGUGUCUGCAUCCUAGGAUUCACCGGGGAAUACUGUGAGGAAGAGAGAUGUCCUUGCCAAAAUGGAGGCUUCUGCAUAGAUGGCAAUUCCACCUGCGACUGUCCUUCUGGAUUCACGGGCGACGUCUGUGAGCUUGAAGUGACCCAGACAGCUUGCAGCCUCAGCAUACCUUGCCCAGGUGGUGGGCCAUGCAUGGAAUAUGGGGGGUCCUACCUGUGCACUUGUCAGACGGGAAUGAUUGAGGCAGAAAUACAGCCUUCUGCUUGUGAUUCAGCUCCCUGCUUACAUGGUGGUGUCUGUUUAGAGCGAGACAGUGGAUACAUUUGUGAAUGCAAUUUGGGCUACAGAGGAAAAAAUUGUGAACAAGUCAAACUCAGUGUUUGCGCAUCCAAUCCAUGUCGCAACGGAGGUUCAUGCCGGGGGGAUGGAGAUGGAUACCACUGUCUCUGUCCUUAUAGGUUCCAUGGAAAACACUGCGAAAUUGGAAAACCAGACCCUUGUUCAUCAAGCCCUUGCAUUAAUGGCGGAACUUGCUUCCAUUACAUUGGAAAGUACAAAUGUGAAUGUACUGCGGAUUUCACUGGAAGGCACUGUGAGAAUGGUCUGGAUGCUUGCCUCUCAAACCCCUGUAAACAUGGAGGCAACUGCACGGCAGAUACAGACGGGGCUUACCAAUGUCACUGUAAGUUUGGAUUCCGAGGGACACACUGUGAGACAGAGAUCAGCUGUGGUCCCCCAUCUCGUGUGAAGAACUCGCAGGUUCAGUACAGCUCCACUCAUCCCGGAUCAAGUGCCAUCUAUGUCUGCCACUCUGGUUACACACUCGUCCCGGAAUCCACAAUAAGCGUGUGCGGCAUUCACAGUUCCUGGAGUCAGCCUCCUAUUUGUGAAGAAAUCAAUGAAUGCCUCUCAGAGCCCUGCUUGAAUGGUGGGACCUGCAAAGAUCGUGUUGCUGCCUACAUCUGUACUUGUGAGAAUGGCUUUACUGGACCAAACUGUGAAACAGAGUUGGAUGAGUGCCUCUCCGAGCCUUGUAAACAUGGUGGAAUCUGUCUGGAUCAGCCCGGAGCUUACUUCUGUCAGUGUCCUGAGGGCUUUGUGGGCCAAGACUGUGAAGCAGAGGAAGAUACCUGUCUACUGCAGCCCUGUGGAAGCCGAGGUUAUUGCCGCAGUGAAAGCAGGGGAAGGUAUUCCUGCACAUGUAAAGUGGGACAUACUGGGAAAGACUGUGAGAAGGAGUUGUUUGCCCCAGCAGCUCUGCAAGUGAAGAAGCUUGAGGAGGAUGAGGUGGAAGUCAGCUGGAAAUCAGCAAACGCCUCCCAGAAGCUGAUUGAUGGCUUUGCUGUCACUUACACACCAGUUGGGGGUGGAGCAAGAAAGACAGACUUCCUUGACAAGCACCGUACUACUCACCUGCUGCGCUCACUCUUGCCUGGCCGCCUUUACAAUGUUUCUGUCUAUUCAGUGAAGCGCAAUACCAACAACAAUGACAUCAGCCAGUCUGUUGUCACUCUGGUGCGCACAAGGCCACACAAAGUGGAAGAGUUCCUGGUCACCAACGUAUCCACUUCCCGUGUUUGGAUGAAGUGGGUCCUUCGUCAGAGCAAGCAUUCAAUAGCUGAUGGUUUUCAGAUCUCAUUGAAAUCUGCUAAAAGCACAGAAGAAACUUCUGUUUUAUUGAAUUCCAGCAUCAAGGAGCACAGCAUUGGAUCUCUUGUUCCAGGGCAGAUGUACACCGUGGAUAUCGUGACUCAGAGUGGUCUCAAACCUGAACAGCUUCCAACAGUUAGCCAGUCGGCUGGACCAAUCCGUCUCUGGACUAGGCCUUUACCUCCUCAAAACUUUUCAAUGGCUUUCAUUACAAUGACAACGGCCCAGGUGACCUGGAACCAGCCACACACUGGUUUUCUUGAUGGCUACGUGAUCAACAUCACUUUUGGGCACACCACCAAAAGUCGGUAUUUGCCCAACAGACGAAUGACCUCUUACACAGUUCGGGAUCUUUCACCCAUGCAGCAGUACCGCUUAGCCCUUACAGCCGUGAUCAAUACAGACCAUGAACAGCUCCACAGUGCUCCCAUGUACCUCAACUUCACUACUAUGCAAUCUGAUGAAAGCACAAGAAGACGAGAAGCUACAGAAACACGAAGAGAGCCCCAGACAGUAAAACACAGAGCACCUAGCACUCAACCCCUUCCAGCCAUCCAGCUGCAACCUGUGGUCACGGCCAACAGGGAAAACUCAGAAGAGGUCCCCAGGUAUACAGAGCUGAUAGAUGGACGACAACGGAUCACUGCGAAAUUUGGAAAUAUACAGAAAAAGGCUAUAGUACACCGUCCCCGACCUGAGCCACCAAUCAAGUUAGACAUGGUUGAAGAAACUACCAACAAGGUCGGCCUGGCCCUUCAGGCUCCAGAAGAAGAAAAGCAAACAAAUACAGAGGAGCAGAGUGACUGUAAAACAAACCCCUGUAGAAAUGGAGGGACAUGUGUCAAAGAGCCUGACUCCUACUCCUGUGACUGCAGCAUUGGAUAUAAGGGGAAACACUGUGAACUCUUUUGCCAGAGAGUUCCUCACCCCUGCACUCGGCUCUAUUCAGAAACAAAGACUAUUCAGGUUUGGAAGCGCAACGUCUGCCAUUACCAGUAUAAGCGUACAUAUAAAGUCCAUCAAGAUGUGUGCUACAGGGAGAUCUGUGAGCCUGUCAUUACAAAGAAGUCUCCACGGGACAGACGGACCAACAGGCACAAGUAAAGCAUAGGGAGGUGUCCCUAUGGAAGGAAAAAAUAAAAAUCACAUGGGACUGAUGUUCCUCAGCAACCCACUGGAAUGUUUGAUUGACUCCCUGAGAUGACUGGUGAACUGGAAUCACACUCUUCAUUAAAAAGACACACUUUUUGCUGAUUUUACAGCAAAUGAAGAACGUUUUAACAAAUGAAGAAAAACACAUCUAUAAAAUCAGAAUCUUUGGACAAACCUUUCUUUAGCUCUUCAUGCUCAGAAUAGAUUUAUUGUUGUGUUUUUCAUAAAAACUGCAGCUUCUUGGUGGUGGUGGGGGGGGGCUAUUUUUAUCUUUCAAAAUGUGCUUCAUUGAAUCACCAAUAAAUCAAAAUAACGGUGUUUUGAACUCAAAUAAUCAGCCUAUGACAGAGCUGGAUGGCCUCCAGGCUUCAAAAAAGCAAAUGCUAUUAAACAAAUACUACUGAUGGACUGCAGAACGCAUCAUUCAAUCUUCAAAACUCAGAAACAAGGAUUUACAGCUGCUUUUUUUUUGCCCAGGCAGAGGAUGACCCACAUCUGUAAUAAAACAUUUUGUUCAUUACUCCCCAUUAAUUAGUAAACAAUAAAAUAUUUUAAAAAUACUUUGAUGGUUAA